Messenger RNA from Hippocampus zosterae (dwarf seahorse), 1746 nucleotides. RefSeq names its product interleukin 13 receptor, alpha 2 (gene il13ra2). Bases 287 to 1312 code for a protein of 341 amino acids. The transcript has 10 exons. NCBI's taxonomy places the organism in Eukaryota, Metazoa, Chordata, Actinopteri, Syngnathiformes, Syngnathidae. The record is from RefSeq and is a predicted model, not a curated record. Gene Ontology annotation, molecular function: protein binding.
UCAGGGUGAAAUAGCCCAAAAAUUUCCAGACACAACUCCAACCUCACACAUGCACUGAAUAAAGCAAAUGUCGCAGGAUGACUUUGCAAGCGUGCAAAGGAAGUUCAAAACUCAUCUUUUGGGUUUGAAAUGAGUUUUUUAGAACUAGUUCUGAAACUUUUCUUGGGACACAAGAGUCCGCAGUCCCUCCCCCUGGCCUCUGACUUAGAAGUCUAAAACUACUGGGCAGGCAAGUAUCAUUCACUCACUUGACACACACUCUGGAACAGUCAUUGCCUACGUAAAAAUGUUGCCGUUCAAACUGGGUCACGGAGCUUUACUGAUGGUGUUCUCAAUAAUCGCCAUGGAGGAGUUGCAUUGCAGUGCUAUUCAAGUGGACCCCCCCGAGGAGAUUAAAAUCAUAGAUCCUGAUCAUCUUGGCCAUCUGGAGAUUACAUGGACUCUACCGGCGAGUUUACGUAAAUUGAAAGACUGUCCUAAACGGUACAGGGUGGAAUACUUCAACGCUUAUUCGCAGAGUUGGGAUAUUAUUCAGACGCCUCAGAGGACAUACAGCGCUCAGUUUGAUCUGAUGAAGGAAAUACGAGUUAGAGUGUACACCCUGCUGAGUGGACGCUGCACUAAUAACACUUGGAUCAAGAGUGGGAACUUCACGGAAUUGGUGCAGAAACCUCCAAGCUCAGGUCGUCACGGGAAUGCAGUCAAAGAUUUCGGGUGCGUGUUUCAUAACAUGGAGCACAUGAUCUGCAAGUGGAGAAAACAUCCUACAUCUCCAGCCAACUCACAGCUUUAUAUGUAUUACUGGCACAAAGAACUGCAAAAAACGGAGGAGUGUCCCAAAUACCUCUUUACAAAUGGAGAUAGGAGCGGCUGCAGCUUCACAGGAAAAGCUCUCCCCGAUUUUACUAAUGUCAAUUUCUGCGUCAACGGCUCUUCUCCAGAAGGUCCCCUGAGGCCUACGUACAAGUCCCUUCAAAUCCAAAACUAUGUGAAGCCUGACGCUACAAACAAGCCAAUUCUGCUGCCAGGAGACGCCCGUAUCAACCUCCGCUGGAGGAAACCGGAUGGAAAAGUUCCUGGGCACUGCUUAGAAUGGGAGGUGGAUCACACGAGCGAUGGACCACAAAAUAAAUCUGAGCCAAUUUCCACCAUGCACACAAGCCUGACUUUGCCUGCUGUGGGUAAGAAAAACUGCUUCCGUGUACGCUCCAAGAUGCACAAAUAUUGUGCGGCAGGAAGCUUCUGGAGUGAAUGGAGUCCCCAAACAUGUACCAUAUUUGAACAGAAUACAACAAGUGACACCGAAUUUUGACCCAUUUUUAAGAGUCGCCAGCACUUGACUGAUGGUGUCCCACAUGGAUCCCUGUGGAGCCCUCUUACUGUCUACCACUGACUGAAUCCAACUUUUUGUUCAUGUUUGUGGACAUAAAGUAAUUGUGAACCGUUGGCGGCUAGAACAUGUUAAAUGGAUAUCCAUUCAUUUCAAUGGUGUGAAGAUGAUUUUAAAUGAGUACAGCAAUAUAUUUAUUCUUUGCAAUGUGUGAAUGUUAAGUCAUAUUACAGGGGAAAAUUACAGUCUUAUUUAAAAAAGAUAUAUAUUUUAUAUGCUUUUUGUCAAUGUUUAAACUGAUUAUGUCUAGAAAUUCCACCUUGGUAAAGAGUUACAGUCUAACAUGCAGUUUGCCUGUGGUUUACCUUAACUAAAGAAAAAAAUACAAUAAAAUAAAGCUCAUUUGGAUUGCACAA